This is a messenger RNA of Habropoda laboriosa, 3075 nucleotides long. Its product is annotated as protein PF14_0175-like. NCBI's taxonomy places the organism in Eukaryota, Metazoa, Arthropoda, Insecta, Hymenoptera, Apidae. The record is from RefSeq and is a predicted model, not a curated record. Gene Ontology annotation, cellular component: nucleus.
UGUGUAAAACAUAGACCAAAACAGGAAAUAGAUACUCAGACAGCUCGUGAAUUAGCAAGAACUAAAGAAGUAACAUGUUGCAUAUGUUAUGAGCAAGUGAAUCCUCAUAAUAUAACUCGUACAAUAUGGGCUCCAUGUUGUAAAAAAAAUGCAUGGUUCCAUCGACAGUGUGUCAGGCAACUUGCUAUGAGUGCUGGAUAUUUUUUUAAGUGUCCAUUAUGUAAUGAUAAAAAAUUAUUUCAACAAGCAAUGUUAGAAUUUGGUAUUUUCAUUCCAAGUCAGGAUGCUUCUUGGGAACUUGUACCAAAUGCAUUUCAAGAACUUUUAUAUAGACAUGAUAAAUGUGAUGCCCCACGAUGCCUUUGUCCUAAAGGUAGAAAUUAUAAAGGUUUUAAUGCGAAGUGGGAAUUAGCACUUUGUCGAAUUUGUGGUUCACAAGGAAUUCACAUGGCCUGUGGACAGCUUAAAUGGGCUAACCCAGCUUGGGAAUGUAGAGAAUGUAUUUCUAUACUAGGUAAAUCUCAAGAAAUUGCUGGUUCAAGCUCAACAAGAAAUAUAUUGAUAAUUAGAAAUAAUUCUGACUCGGAAGAUUCUGAUGUGGAUAUUUUCGUUGCUAAUCAUGCACCUAUACCAUUUACAUCAAGUUCACCAAUUACAACUUCCACACCACAAGUGUCAACUACUAAACAACGAUCUGGUUCUCGGACGUUUAAAUUAAAACAACUUAAAGCAAAUAGAGAAAUACAAGAAAAUAAUAAGCAGCAAGCUAGUGAAAAUACGAAUGACAUGUUGUAUUCAACAAAUACAGAAGAGCAUAACUUGCAGUCGACAAGUAGUAUGAAAAGUUUUAUAAAUAAGUCAGAAUGUUUAUUAGUGGACGAAAUGAUAAAAGGCAGCCUCAAUUCUUCGACAGAAUAUCACAAGCUACACUUAGAUGAGUUAGCUGAUAAUACUAUUACACUUGAUAGUGAUGAUGAGAUUAUAGAGGUCACUAGUUGUAAUGAAUUGAAUGAUACUGUUAUUAUUACCUAUGAUAAUAAAACUGAAAGAAAUGAUUCUAAAAAUAAUGUAAUUGAAAUUAAUCGAACUAGUAUGUUACACGAAUCUACUGGAUUAAAAAUAGAAAAAUUAUUACAAGAAAAUAAUUUGAAUGAAAUUGGUACUAAUGAUACUUUUAUAAAUAAUUUAAAUAGAACUCAAAUUGAUAUUUUCAAGAAAAUUAGUUCACAAAAUAAAAUAAAUUCUGAUGUUUUGGAAGAAACAAUAAAAUUGAGCCAUGAAACAGGAUAUACUUGCACUGAUUCUCUUUCAAAUAUUAAAAUUGUAAAUGUCAUGUCCUUGGCACCUGAAGAGUUGGAGAAUGUACCAUCUACUGAACAUGAACAAAAAAUCAAUGAUACUGAUCACUUGACAUCUGAAAAUAGCAAUGAAUUAUUAAGUAAUAAUUCAGUAUUGCAAUCUUCAUUCUCUCAAAAUAGUAUUUCAGAAUCAAAGUUGAAAAGGAAACUUGAUAAAAAUAUCUUGAGUAUACCUCUAAAAAAGAUAAAAAGAAGCAAUAUAGUAUUGGAUGGAGCAUCACAAUCUUUUUUAUCUGAUGAAAAUAUACAAACUGCUAAUGUUUCUAAGAACAACAACACUUCUGCAAAUAAAUGUAAUCUACAGAAUCGAGAAUCACGUAUUCAAAUUGAACAAAAUUGCAAUAUAAAUGAGAAUGUACCGCAUGCAUCUAGUAGAAAACAUUCAUUGAAAGUGAAUAAAUCAAGUAACGCAUUAUAUAAUAAAAGUAAUACAUGUACAAGCUUGACAGAUUACGAAGAAAAAAAUCGCGAAAGUGCACGUAUUAUGAAUGAAAUGAAUGAAAUUGAUAGUACUGCAAAAAAUUGUGACGGGGAUGCAGGCGCCAAUCCUGCUGUUGCAUCGGAGAACACAGGCUUCGCAAGUGAGACAAGGAUUAUUUCUUCGGAAAAAUUUAUUGAAUCCGACUACUCAAAGUCAAAGAAAUCAGAAACGGCAAAAAAAUGGAAAUCUCAAAACAAUGUCGAGAUUAUCAUUCCACAAUACAGGACAUCAAAUACCAAAUCGAAAAAUGUUUGCCACCAAGAAACAGACGUAGACGUCGAAAGUAAUUACCCUCAACUGAUACCAGAAUAUAUACGUUUGCGUGAUCUUAAGUUUCGUGUACAUAAUUUAAAUAAUUUGCAGAUGAUCUUAUACGAUAAAUAUUUCGUAAAUAUUAAUAUGGAAAAUUCAACUACUAUUACAAAGAAUGCUAAACUUGAUGCAUCAAUAAAGAAAACUACCCAACAAAAUAAAGAUAAAAAUAAAUGUAUGUUAGUUAAUGAACCAUCUGAAAACUAUCAAGAUGAUACAAAGGAGAAUUUAGAUCCAGUGAUAAUUCCUUGCAAAACUGUAACAGAUAACAUACAAACAAAUACAGCAUUAAUUACAAAUAAUUCAAAUGUUUCUACAAAUAGUAAUAAUCAAAGUGAGAAUGAAUAUUUUACGCAACCUACGGCCGAAGCACUUGAAGACACAGUUAUAGGGCAAAGUGAUGAGGACAUUAGCUUAAUGAAUAAUACUGAAAAUUCUUCUGUUGCCACCACAAGUUGGAACAAUAAAUAUAAUGAUGGUGUUAAAGAUGUAAAACGAAAUAUUCGAAAUUUUAACUCUGAUUAUAUGACGAAUACUGCAGUCGAAAUACAUAGCAUGAAAAUAGUAACUGAAACAGAUUUUAAAAUAAGUAUUGAGUUAAAGAAAAUAAAAAAUUUCAUUAAUAAUAACCCUGAUUUAUUUCCAAAAUAUAAAACAGAAGAUAAUGAAUUAUUUGAAAAAGCCGAUUUUUUAAAAGAACGAAAUAGUAUAGAAGAAUGUAAUUUAUCAGAAGAUAUACGAUCAGCGAUACAGGAAUCGAAAAAUCUUCAAAACUUGACAUCAACUUCGCCCAAAAAUAGAAUAACAGAAUUGAAAAAUCAAAAUACUGAAAACAAUUCGGUACAACAAAAGAGAUAUAUUAAUUAUUCGUCUAAUAGUAAAAAAUGCAAUCUGAAGUGUACUUGUAUUCAUUUUAAAAAGUAA